Hipposideros armiger (great roundleaf bat) is the source of this 2188-nucleotide messenger RNA. It is a transcript of the gene ATG4D, whose product is annotated as autophagy related 4D cysteine peptidase. NCBI's taxonomy places the organism in Eukaryota, Metazoa, Chordata, Mammalia, Chiroptera, Hipposideridae. Gene Ontology annotation, biological process: protein processing; mitophagy; autophagosome assembly. Gene Ontology annotation, cellular component: cytoplasm. The record is from RefSeq and is a predicted model, not a curated record. Gene Ontology annotation, molecular function: protein-phosphatidylethanolamide deconjugating activity; cysteine-type endopeptidase activity. The transcript has 10 exons. Bases 378 to 1799 code for a protein of 473 amino acids.
GGGGCCUCCGAUAAGGGCCUGCAGGGGCUCGGCGCUCUUGGGCGCUGCGAUAAGGCUGCACGUGGGCGUGGGGGGCGUGGGGCGCCGCCACGUCUGGAGGCCCCAGCUUGGCCACCUGGGACGGGGCCGGAGACCUGGCUGGGGGCGGGGGCGGGGCAUCCGGAGCAGUCACGCCCGCCUUCCUCCCGAGUCAGAGCCGCUAAAAUGGCGGCGGUGACAGCGUCCCGUGCCGGACUUGGGGUCCUGGUCGCCGCGUCGGGGGCCGACUAGCGCCUUCCUAGGCGCUCGCAUCCUGUCCGCGAACUGGUCCCCGGGGCGCUAGCGCGCGGCCCCCACCCGGACCCUCGGCCGCCCACCACCACCCCUCCGGCGCGCCCAUGAACUCCAUAUCGCCGGCGGCCGUGCAGUACCGGAGCGGGAGCCCAGAGGACGCGCGCCACCCCGAGGGCCGCAGACCGAGAGGGCCCCGAGUCCCGGACCCCAACGGCCUGGGGUCCUCUGAAGCCAGCGGCCCCGCUCUGGGCUCCUCCGCGGCAGCCCCGGGGGAGCCGGACGAAGUGGACAAGUUUAAGGCGAAGUUCCUGACUGCCUGGAACAACGUCAAGUACGGUUGGGCAGUCAAAAGCCGGACCAGCUUUAGCAAGAUCUCCAGUGUCCACCUGUGCGGCCGCCGCUACCGCUUCGAGAGCGAGGGUGACAUCCAGCGUUUCCAGCGGGACUUCAUGUCCCGCCUGUGGCUCACAUACCGCCGGGACUUCCCGCCUCUCGCUGGGGGCUGUCUGACCUCGGACUGUGGCUGGGGCUGCAUGUUACGCAGUGGGCAGAUGAUGCUGGCACAGGGCCUCCUGCUGCAUUUCCUGUCCAGAGACUGGACGUGGGCCAAGAACAUGGCCCUGGGCCCCCCUGAGCCGUCAGGGUUGGCCUCUCCCAACCGGCACCAUGGGCCUGCUUGCUGGAUGCCCCCUUGCUGGGCCCAGGGCAGUCCUGAGGUGGAGCAGGAAUGCCGGCACCGGCAGAUUGUGUCCUGGUUCGCUGACCACCCAAAAGCCCCCUUUGGCCUACACCAGCUGGUGGAGCUCGGGCAGAGCUCAGGCAAGAAGGCAGGUGACUGGUAUGGGCCAUCUGUUGUGGCACAUAUACUCAGGAAAGCUGUUGAGAACUGCUCAGAGGUCACCCGCUUGGUGGUGUACGUUUCUCAGGACUGCACAGUGUACAAGGCGGAUGUGGCACGCCUGGUGGCUAGACCAGACCCUACAGCUGAGUGGAAGUCUGUGGUCAUCCUGGUGCCCGUGCGGCUGGGUGGCGAGACUCUCAACCCCGUGUAUGUGCCCUGUGUGAAGGAGCUCCUACGUUCAGAGCUGUGCCUGGGCAUCAUGGGGGGCAAGCCGCGGCACUCACUGUACUUCAUCGGCUACCAGGAUGACUUCCUGCUCUACCUGGACCCCCACUACUGCCAGCCCACUGUGGAUGUCAGCCAGGCCGACUUCCCCCUGGAGUCCUUCCAUUGCACCUCACCCCGCAAGAUGGCCUUCGCCAAGAUGGACCCAAGCUGUACUGUGGGGUUCUAUGCUGGAGACAGGAAGGAGUUUGAGACACUGUGCUCAGAACUGACUAGGGUCCUCAGUUCCUCCUCGGCUACAGAGCGGUAUCCCAUGUUCACCCUGGCUGAGGGCCAUGCUCAGGACCACAGCCUGGACAACCUCUGCUCCCAGCUCUCCCAACCAGCUUUGCAGCUUUCUCGAACUGGGCGGCUCCUCAAGGCUAAGCGCCCAAGCUCGGAGGACUUUGUGUUUUUAUAAAGGGAUGGGAUGGGGUAGAAGAUGGAACACACACUAUUUAUUUUUUUAUUUAUGUCACACUGGGUGUGGGAGUUUGUUGAACUCUGGUGGUGAUGGGACUUUUCCUCUUGAUAAGAGUAGCUGAGACCAGCCCUGGAAACCUCCAGGCUGGGGCCAUUCAGCUAGGGACAGAGCCUGCAGGCCCGCCUCCCACCAGCUGGGCCCUCCUCACAGGGCAGAGGGAAGGCGGGCUCCUGGGCAACAACUCAGGGCCUGACUCAAGUACUGUAGUUUGCACUGGACCACCCGUGCCUGUCACUGGUCUUGAAGCCCCUGUCCUUCCAAGGGCUGGUGGCCAUGGGGGGAACUGCGGCUGCUGGGGGCUAAUAAAGCCGUCUGACUUGACCUUA